GGACGGCCAUCUUUGAUGAGGGCACGGCUCCCGGUCCAUUGAAGAAGGAGCCCCGCAGGUCAGCAGCGCUGUCCUUGCCUCCCAGCUGCGGCACCCAGCACCGGCCCCGGCGGAGCGCUGCACGGACACAGGCUCGCAGGCAGCUGAGCACAACUCCUUGAUCUGCAGCUUCCACAAACACACCCACAGCUAAAAUGGCGGAAGACGCGGAUAUGCGCAAUGAGCUGGAAGAGAUGCAGCGGCGUGCCGACCAGCUUGCUGAUGAAUCCCUUGAGAGCACCCGCCGAAUGCUGCAGCUUGUUGAAGAGAGUAAAGAUGCUGGUAUCAGGACUUUGGUUAUGUUGGAUGAGCAAGGAGAACAACUGGAACGCAUCGAAGAGGGAAUGGACCAAAUCAAUAAGGACAUGAAAGAAGCAGAAAAGAAUUUGACGGACCUAGGAAAAUUCUGUGGUCUUUGUGUCUGUCCAUGUAACAAGCUUAAAUCAAGUGAUGCUUACAAAAAAGCCUGGGGCAAUAAUCAGGACGGUGUUGUAGCCAGCCAGCCUGCACGUGUCGUAGAUGAACGGGAGCAGAUGGCCAUCAGUGGUGGCUUUAUCCGCAGGGUAACAAAUGAUGCCCGGGAAAACGAAAUGGAUGAAAACCUCGAGCAGGUCAGCGGCAUCAUUGGCAACUUACGUCACAUGGCCCUGGACAUGGGCAACGAGAUCGACACACAGAAUCGCCAGAUUGACAGGAUCAUGGAGAAGGCCGAUUCCAAUAAAACCAGGAUUGAUGAAGCCAACCAGCGUGCAACAAAGAUGCUCGGCAGUGGUUAAAUGCAGCAAAGUGCAUUUCCUUUUAAUGCUGUCCAAGAGGGCAGUACCUUCAUGCUUUUAUCAUGGUAUUUACCUACUAGGUUUGCACACAUGCACAUAUCAACCCCAUUGUAAAUGUUGUCCUGUGUAGUUUGUCAGCUUUCCAAAAAUGAUACUUGUAAUUAUUUUUUUCUAGAUAUCUUUCUUUCCAAAGGUUGUACAUAGUGCUGAUUUGAUGGCUAUAGCUCACUAUGAUGUUUUCUGGGAUUUUUCCUUUCCUUGUUUCUGUUUGGAUUCCUUUUCUUUUUUCCUCUCCUUUUUUUUUUUUUUUUUUUUUUUUUUUAAUGAUGUUUGCUGAAUGACAACAUUGUUGGAAUGCUAAACGUGCUGUUAACCUUUAAAUAUACAGUAUUGUUCUUGUAAAACUGUGACAUUCCACAGAGCUACUGCCAUGCUCCUGUCUUUGGGUAUCAUGAUGUUUAAGCACUUAAACCUGCUGUCUUCGGUUCUUCAUUGCCAUUAUCCGUUGUUAUGAUUUCAUGAUUAGACAAUGUGGAAUUAUAUUACUAUAACAAGCAUUGCACUACAAAGUGAUGUGAUUUAUGCAUUUAUGCAUGAGGAAUAAAUAGACUUUUAGACUCCUACUUAAACAAGACUUUUUCCCAUGGCAGUAGCACACCAACAAUGACAACAAAAGCAUGCUCAGUAUUCGGACUCUUUUGGGACUAUGUUAUACCAGCAAGUUUGCAGUCGUGCCACUUUUUUCUUGUUGAUAUAUAUAGUUAUUAAUCAUGAUCAUUUAUUUAUUUUUUAAUUACGAAAAAAAGAGGGAUUUGGCACUCACCAUUUAGCCAUUGCCAGCAAAAGAAGCUUGGCUGAAAAUAUGUCAAAGACAAAAAGAAAUAAGUGUAAUAUAUUGGGUUUGUCUGCUGAUUUUGAAGACUAUCUUUUGGAGGAAACGACUACCAUAUGAAAUGGUGCAAAGAAAUGUAAUUUUUAUAAGGCUCUCUCUUACUAGUCGCUAUCCCCAUGUGGUUUGUUAUCGGUACAGUUCUCUGUUGCUUACCUAGAGCUAUGCACACCAAAUCGCUGAGAUGUUUAGUAGCUGACUUAAUUAAAAAAUAAUAAAAAAACCUAAAUGAAUGAACUCUAGAUAAACUGUGAGAUAAAUAUCAUUUACAGCAUGUAAUAUGAAAUUCCUUAUGUCUCCUGUCAGUUUGUGAAGUGAUUGACAUUUUGUAGCUAGUUUAAAAAUUAUUAAAAAUUAUAGAUCUCAGAAUCCA
Messenger RNA from Anas platyrhynchos (mallard), 2077 nucleotides. RefSeq names its product synaptosome associated protein 25 (gene SNAP25). Gene Ontology annotation, biological process: exocytosis; synaptic vesicle priming; synaptic vesicle fusion to presynaptic active zone membrane. NCBI's taxonomy places the organism in Eukaryota, Metazoa, Chordata, Aves, Anseriformes, Anatidae. Gene Ontology annotation, molecular function: voltage-gated potassium channel activity; syntaxin-1 binding; SNAP receptor activity. Gene Ontology annotation, cellular component: synaptobrevin 2-SNAP-25-syntaxin-1a-complexin I complex; plasma membrane. The record is from RefSeq and is a predicted model, not a curated record.